AAAUAAAGACAAAUUAUGUGACGUUUUAAACGUAAAGGCAUUCUGACACCUGUUGCAGACCUUUGGACCAUGUGGUGACGUGCUGUGUGCCAUGCAGAGGAGACACAGCAGCAACACGGAUGGCAUGCCCACUGAAAGGAGUCGAAGCCAAACUCUAGGAUCAGAGAGCAGCCUGGAUGAAGGUGGCGUGUUCGACUGCCUGAAGUCGGACACCCAGACUUCACCCCAACAACUCCUCUCUGGUUUGGUGGGUGUGCCUUCUGGCUCUGUCUCAUCUGCACCCUUCCAGGCAGCCAGCUUAGUCCUGGGCUCUCCCCCUGAAGUUUUUAUCCAGAUGACUACAUCCUCCAGAGAGGAAGGUGGUCCCCACCGCACAGAGGGUGGUCCCUUUCUUCCUCGACCACCCCAGCAUCACCAUCAUCAUCACCACCACCACUUUCAUCAUCAGCCCCUGCAGCACAGAAACACCUCUCUACUCCAACAGGCCACCACAGCAGCUACUUCAGAGAGCCAUGGGUCGAGAGAGGAAGCCCAAGAGGACCCGUCCACCCCAGCCCCGGCCUUGUCUGAGCUGAAGGCAGUCGUCACUUGGCUGCAGAGGGGCUUCCCCUUUAUUCUCAUUCUUUUGGCUAAAGUGUGUUUUCAGCAUAAGCUAGGUAUUGCUGUGUGUGUGGGCAUGGCCAGCACGUUUGCAUAUGCCAAUUCCACCUUUAGGCACCAAGUAGCUUUACGGGAGGCGCGCUCUGUGUUUGUGGCCCUGUGGAUCAUGAUGUUUCUUGCAGUAAAUGUUGUGUAUAUCUACUACACAUUCAGUCAUGAGGAGCUAUACAACAGCCUCAUGUUUUCCAGACCCAGCCUCAACAGUUUUGACUUCUUCGAUCUCAUUUGGGCAGUCGGCAUCACUGACUUUGUUCUUAAAUACGUCACAAUCAGCUUGAAAUGUUUUGUCCUCUUUCUUCCAAAGAUUCUGCUUGCUUUCAAAUCCAGGGGAAAGUUCUACUUGCUGAUUGAGGAACUGAGCCAGUUGUUUCGGGCAGUCGUACCCAUCAAGCUGUGGUACAAGUACAUCAUGGGGGAAGACCCUUCUAAUAGCUACUUACUGGGAGCCACUCUGAUCAUCAUCUACACACUCUGCAAGUCUUUUGACAUAUGUGGACGUGUAACUGCAAUACACAAGGCUUUGAUCAUCUUCUGCAGCUCCCAGAGUUACGGAGUGAGAGCAGGCGGUCAGCAAUGCAGUGAGGCGGGUGAUGUCUGUGCGAUUUGUCAGGCUGACUUCAAAGACCCCAUCACUCUUCUCUGUCAGCACGUGUUCUGUGAGGAUUGCCUGUCUUUGUGGUUUGACCGUGAAAGAACAUGUCCCCUGUGUCGCUCUACUGUCAUUGAGACGCUGCGUUGCUGGAAGGACGGCACCACCUCUGCUCACUUCCAGAUCUACUGAAAUCGGACACGGGCACCAGGAGGAGCGAUGUGAUACACACAUGACCUCACGGGGUGUCUCUCUGACUCUGGGCCAGUGAAUGCAGCUCCACUUUAAUGUACUGUUGUUCUAAAGGGUCUCAAUAUUGACACCAUCUGUAGGAGC
Molecule: messenger RNA, 1585 nt
Organism: Thalassophryne amazonica
Lineage: Eukaryota; Metazoa; Chordata; Actinopteri; Batrachoidiformes; Batrachoididae
Gene: rnft2
Product: ring finger protein, transmembrane 2
Exons: 9
Coding region: 92-1441 (449 amino acids)
Biological process (GO): positive regulation of ERAD pathway
Molecular function (GO): ubiquitin protein ligase activity
Source: RefSeq, a predicted model, not a curated record